Molecule: messenger RNA, 693 nt
Organism: Maniola jurtina (meadow brown)
Lineage: Eukaryota; Metazoa; Arthropoda; Insecta; Lepidoptera; Nymphalidae
Product: lysozyme-like
Exons: 5
Coding region: 80-646 (188 amino acids)
Source: RefSeq, a predicted model, not a curated record
AGCGACGUUUCUUAUUUAAACGAGUACCAUUCGCGUUACUACACCGUUAUAGAAAAUAUCAUUUAGUUUCUAAUACAAAAUGAAUUUGAUAGUUUUAGUUGUUGUGAUUUUUAGUGUAACAGCAUGUGAGAGCAAAGUUUUUACAAGGUGCAGACUAGCAACGGCAUUGGUAAAGACGAAAAAGAUAGAGAAAACCUUUUUGGGGAAUUGGGUAUGUCUCAUAGAGAAAGUGAGCAACCGAGACACGAGAGCUUUGACAGUGUCAUAUUACGGCAAGAAGUCUUAUGGGUUGUAUCAGAUACCUGGCAAAUGGUGCAGGGAGGGCAAGAAAGGUGGCGAAUGCAACAUAGCAUGCGAAUUGCUCCUUGACGACGAUAUCAGAGAUGACACCGAGUGCGCAGUCACAAUCUUCCACCGAGAAGGCUUCCAGUACUGGACCAUGUGGACUAAAAGAUGCAAGAACGAUAACCACAUUACCAACGAAAUUUACAAGUGUCCGGAUCUGAUAUCGCAAAGAUCCAUGGAAAGUCCGGAUCGGACCCUCAUGCCUCACAGUGAAGCUCUGAGGGUCAAGCGAAGACUGUCCAGGAAGGGCAUGGAACGGUCAAGACUAUACAGCUACUACGGACUACCGUGGCUGGCGUAGUAUCUGAUACCUAAUUGUUUUUGUUAAAAUAUACUGUUCAAAUUAUA